This is a messenger RNA of Pollicipes pollicipes, 1689 nucleotides long. RefSeq names its product run domain Beclin-1-interacting and cysteine-rich domain-containing protein rubicon (gene Rubicon). The record is from RefSeq and is a predicted model, not a curated record. The transcript is spliced from 10 exons. Gene Ontology annotation, molecular function: phosphatidylinositol phosphate binding. Gene Ontology annotation, cellular component: intracellular membrane-bounded organelle. Bases 65 to 1687 code for a protein of 540 amino acids. NCBI's taxonomy places the organism in Eukaryota, Metazoa, Arthropoda, Thecostraca, Pollicipedomorpha, Pollicipedidae.
GGCGCUGCCGUCGCCGUCAGAGCACGAGCAGCUGGGCUUCAUACCACGCUCUUACCCUUACCGGAUGCGUCACGGGGUGCACUACCCGAGCUUCGUCGAGUCGGGCGGUGGCCACUCGCUGGUGUACGGGCUGGACGGCUACUUCCCGAAGCCGCGCGAGGGCCAGUCGCUGGCCGAGUUCCUCGGGUCGCACGACUUCAAGCGGAACAUCGCCGAGCUGGACCGCGAGAACGCCCACUUUCGCAUCUCCGAGUCGCUCAUCGCCGCGUUCGAGAUGUUCGGCUCCGAGAUGAGGAUGCAGACUAACGACGCCGGGGAGCGGGGCCGCACGAGCCGGGAGCCCAGCCUCGGCGCCCUGCGGCGGCGGUUGGUGGCCCGGCGGCGGGAGGCAGAGCCGCUCAUCAGCGACACCAGUGGCUCGCCGUCCUCGUGCUCGGGCCUCUCCGAUCUGGAGCUACAUGACGACCGGUCAGACAUCGCCGCCGGUGACGGAGAUCUGGCGGCGAGUCCGGCGGGGGGUCGGAGGCCGGCUGUGUCGGCGCCGCUCGCUAUACCGAGCGCCCACCCGGCGUCGGCGCCGCCGCCCCCGCCGCCCCCGCCGCCGCCGGUGGUCCGCCGCUCCAUCCACCGGCCCGUCUCAGUGACGGCCGAGAACAUCGCGCUCUCGCUGCUCUCCCGCUUCCCGGAGAAACGGCUGCCCAAGGCUUCCGACCUGGUGUGGCUGGUCGGGGAGGACCAGGUGCCGCAGAGUCUGCUGCCCAUGCCCAGCGUGGGGUCGGAGUGGCCGGAGCCGGCCGAGGCGCCGCAGGACGAGCAGUCGCCCCAGGGCUCGCCCGGGGUCACGCUGCGCGGCACGAACGAGUGGGCGCCACCCCGCGCACAAAUCAUCUUCUCCAUCCACAAACAGGGGAAACGGUCGGCGGCGAUGGCACGACAGUCGCACCGCUGCGCCGGCUGUGGCCUCAAGGUCUCACCAGCGCUGGCCAAGAAGUUCCGCUGGUGCGAGUACCUCGGCCGUUACUUUUGCGCCGGCUGCCACGAGAACCAGCAGUUCUACGUCCCCGCCCGCAUCAUCCACAAGCAUGACUACAACAUGUACCCGGUGUCGCUGAUCUCUUACCAGAUCUCCGCCCCUGACCCAGAGGCAGGCGUGCUCAUAGGUACCCGGUGUCGCUGUUCUCGUACCAGCUGCUGGUCUCCAUCUGGCGCGAUCCCGCUGUUCCACGUCAACACAAUCAACCCGUCGGUGCUGAAUUACUCGGACCUGCACCAGUGUCGCGUGCUGCGCAAGAGACUCAGCAUCGCCCAGAAGUACGUCGGCACCUGUCGCUUCGCCAAGCAGCUGCUGCGCACCCACCCGCUGCCGGACAAGUACAUCAUGGACGAAAUCGACCUGUAUUCGCUGCGGGACCUGGUGGAGGCCGCCAACCGCACGCUGACCAACGACCUGCAGAAGAAGUACACAGCCUACCUGGAGCACUGCAGACUCUGCCAGCUGUGCUGCGGCCGCGGCUUCCACUGCGAGACGUGCCGCCACCACCAGGCGCUGUUCCCGUUCGAGCUGCCGGAGGUGCGCCAGUGCGCCACCUGCGGCGCCUGCUACCACUACCUCUGCUUCCCGGAGCCGGCCGGCUGCGUGCGCUGCCGACGCCUGGCGCUGCGGCGCGCCGCCGUCCAGGAGGCCUAGCG